AUGCCUGGAAACAAGAGGUCCAAGAGCACAGUGUGUGGCUGCCCAUCUCUGCACCAGGACAGAGAAGACACGUGGCUCCAGGAACUUCACGGGAAGAGGAGGAAGCUUCAGACGGAGGGCACCAUCAGCCACAUGUACCAUGUGGCUGAUGGUGUGGAGCCCAUGGAGGUGGAUCCACCCCAAAAUCAGGAAGAACCGAUGGAGGUGGAUCCACUCCAAGGUCAGGAAGAACCAAUGGAGGUGAAGAGUGAAGGCCCCAAACUGGUGCCCUUCUUUAAAGCCACUUGUGUCUAUUUUGUCCUCUGGCUGCCAACUUCGAGUCCCUCCUGGUUCAGUGCCCUCAUCAAAUGUCUGCCCAUCUUCUGCCUGUGGGUUUUCCUUCUGGCUCAUGGAAUUAACUUCUUAGUGUCACACCGGAGCGCCAGCCGCAUCCUAGCGGGACUCAUAUUCUCGGCAGUGGGAGAUGCCUUUCUCAUCUGGCAGGAGCAGGGCUACUUCAUUCACGGUCUGCUGAUGUUCGCCAUCACACACAUCCUGUACUCUUCAGCCUUCGGCAUGAAGCCUUUGGACCUCAAAGCUGGCUUGUUGAUGGGCCUUGUUUCCAGUUCCUGUUAUGCCUUCCUGUACUCCUACCUCUCAGGCCCAUUCACCUACCUGGUAGCUGUCUACAUCGCCUUGAUUGGCUUCAUGGGCUGGCGAGCGGUUGCUGGUGUGCAGCUGUGCAAUGACCUCUGGACAUGGACCAAGCUCUCGGCCUGCAUCGGAGCGAUGCUGUUUAUGGUGUCGGAUCUGACCAUUGCACUGAACAAGUUCUGCUUUCCUGUGCCCUACUCGCGCUUCAUCAUCAUGGCUACUUACUAUGCAGCCCAAAUGCUUAUUGCACUGUCAGCUGUAGAGAGCAGAGAUGAAGAGGACUUCAGAAAGAGGAGCUAG
Messenger RNA from Charadrius vociferus (killdeer), 933 nucleotides. It is a transcript of the gene TMEM86A, whose product is annotated as transmembrane protein 86A. Gene Ontology annotation, cellular component: membrane. The transcript is spliced from 3 exons. The coding region runs from base 1 to 933 and encodes 310 amino acids. The record is from RefSeq and is a predicted model, not a curated record. NCBI's taxonomy places the organism in Eukaryota, Metazoa, Chordata, Aves, Charadriiformes, Charadriidae.